Molecule: messenger RNA, 1011 nt
Organism: Penicillium lagena
Lineage: Eukaryota; Fungi; Ascomycota; Eurotiomycetes; Eurotiales; Aspergillaceae
Exons: 3
Coding region: 1-1011 (336 amino acids)
Biological process (GO): phosphate ion transmembrane transport; malate transmembrane transport; mitochondrial transport
Cellular component (GO): mitochondrial membrane
Molecular function (GO): antiporter activity; malate transmembrane transporter activity; thiosulfate transmembrane transporter activity
Source: RefSeq, a predicted model, not a curated record
AUGGCAGACGGAAAAUUGCUAGAGGGUUCGUCGCCCGCGGCUCGCCCGCGGCUGGCGACGACGACAACGAUGCCGUCUAAACAAAACAAAGUGCAUUAUCCGUUUUGGUUUGGAGGUUCGGCGUCGUGCUUUGCGGCCGCUGUGACGCAUCCUUUAGACUUGGGUACGCCACUUGCUUCGGGAAUUGAAGAGUCAUACAUACUAAGCAUCGCAGGUCCGGUUACAAACGCGAGCACCCGACGCUCCGAGGACAAUGGUCGGCACUUUUGCACAUAUCGUGAGAAACAAUGGGGUUACGGGCUCUCCGCAGCAGUCCUCCGACAAUUGACAUAUUCCACAACGCGCUUCGGCAUUUACGAAGAGCUAAAACAACAUUUUGCCUCUCCCUCGCCAAAUUCGUCCACAUCAUCCCCGGGCCUAUUCACCCUCCUCGGCAUAGCCUGCGCUUCAGGCUUCAUCGGCGGUUUCGCCGGCAACCCAGCAGACGUGCUCAACGUGCGCAUGCAAUCCGACGCCGCGCUCCCGCCAGCACAACGACGAAACUACAAACAUGCCCUCCACGGACUGGUACAAAUGACCCGCGCGGAGGGCGUCAGCUCACUCUUCCGCGGCGUGUGGCCCAACUCGACGCGCGCGGUGCUUAUGACGGCAUCGCAACUGACUUCCUACGACACGUUCAAGAAAAUCUGCAUGGAAAAGGUCGGUAUGGCCGAUAACCUCGCCACACACUUCACGGCCUCGUUGAUGGCCGGAUUCGUUGCCACCACGGUCUGCAGCCCCGUCGACGUGAUCAAGACCCGCGUUAUGACGGCUUCGCCUGCACAGAGCCGCGGCCAUACCAUGCUGGGCUUGCUGCGCGAUAUCUGUCGCAAGGAGGGUCUGGCGUGGACUUUCCGAGGCUGGGUGCCGAGCUUUAUUCGCUUGGGCCCUCAUACCAUUGCCACAUUUAUUUUCCUCGAGGAGCACAAGAAACUCUACCGACGAUUGAAGGGUAUUCCGAAUGAGGUUUAA